AUGUCGGGAGUUGUUCAACGACGACGAAAAAAUGAGGAGGUACGGGAUUUUUUUCGGAGGAAAUUUUGAAGAUCCCGUUUUUGCUGAACAAAUGUCUGAUGUGCUCAAAAUUGAGCCAGGAAUCAAGAAAAAUCGUAUUUCUUGAAAAGCUUAGAAGAAUUUUCAUCAAAAACUGUUCACAGAACGUUUUUUCAGGAGCGAUUUGGUUAUAAAUUAUUGAUUUUCUAUCAAAAACCGAGUUCAGAGCGAUAUUUUCUAACCGAAUCGCUCCUGAAAAACGUUCUGUAAACAGUUUUUGAUAACAAUUCUUCUAAGCUUCCAAAAAAUACGAUUUUCCUUGAUUUCUAGCUCAUUUUUGAGCAAAACUGAGCUCAGGAACUUUCUCAGCGUGAAAAAUUCUAUCUGGCAAAGUUCCUGUUUCAAAAUUUUCAAAAAAUGUUUGUUUUCCAGGCCCCGGUUGAUAAAAAUGACGAAAACAGCGGUGAUUCUGCACAUUCGUCAGAUCAAGAAGACAAUGAUAAAGGAACUCGAUUGACUUUGAUGGAGCAGAUUUUGUUGCUUGGUUUGAAAGAUAGAGAGGUUUGUAUAACAAAAAAUGGAGGAAAAAUCGGAGAUUUUUAUCGUGUUAUUAAAAAUUAUUUGGAAUUUUUUCGAUAAACAUUUGUGUUUUGUAGUCGGGGCGAUUUUUGAGAAUAGGAGUUUCAGGACUGAAAUUUGAAAUUUACAGUAGAAAUAUAGUUAUGUAAAACUCGAAAACUUAGCAAAUUCCAAUUUUUUUGAUAAAAAAAUAUUACAAUUUUGAAACAGUGAAUUUUUGGGCUAUUGUUUGUUUUUUGCGAAAAUUUAAAAAUUAAAAUUUAGACUAAAAAAUUUGAUUUUUCAGAUUUUCUUUGAGUUUAGGCGAAUCCCAUUUGUGAUUUUUCAAAACAAAAUACAGAAUUUUUAAAAAUACCAAAAGUGUCAAAUUUUAGUCCUAGAAUCGUUUUCGAAAAAAUUCACUGUUUCAAAAAUUUCUUAUGAUUUUCAAAAAUGGAAACACCACUAGUAGCUUCGUUCAUAAAUAUCGCUAUCAUAAUUUUCAUAAAAAUUUUUUAUUUUUGAGAAGGUUCCACUCUUUUCCCCUAGAAAUAAUUAGUUUAAUUAAAGAUUUUAAGAAUUUCCCCAAACCCCAUUAAUUUUGCAAAAAAAAAAGAAUUCAUUUGUUGCAGGGUUAUACAUCAUUCUGGAAUGAUUGUAUCUCAUCAGGUCUUCGUGGAUGUGUUUUAAUCGAAUUGGCACUUCGUGGACGAAUUCAAUUGGAAGGCGGUGGAAUGAGACGCAAAAGUUUGUUGAAUAGAAAAGUGAGUUGAUUGAUUGUGGAAAAUUGUUACAAAAAUACAGAAUAUUAUUUUGAUUAGAGAAAUCGUAAAAUUGAAAGAGCACAGACGAAAAGUUGAAUUUUCUUUGUAUUUUCUCAAUUUUAAGUUCUCUUUAAAAAUGUACUGGAUAAGAAAAUUUGUUGAAAAAAAAAUCACUGUUUCAAUAUUUUUUUUUAAUUUUGAAGAAUAAAAACGUACUAAUACUUCGUUUUCUUCGUUAUCUCUCAUUUGCAAUUAAAAUUAUCGAAAAAAAUUUAAUUUUGAAAAAGUGGUUUAAAAAUGUUUGUAACCAUACCUCUAUCGAAUUUGUCAGAAAAAAUUCUUCAAGCGACAGUAAAAAGCAGUGAUCUUAUUUUUUGAAAAAAUUCACUGUUUAAAUAUUUUUAUAAGAUUUUGAAGAAUACAGAUGUAUCGAUAGGGUUUUUGAUGAUUCCCGAUGAAACUCACAUUUAAAUUAUCGCAAAAAAAAUUACUUUAUGUGGAAAAAAUUGUUUCUCACAUUUCCCUAAUCGAAUUUUUCAACAAAAAAAAUGAAAUAUUCUAGAUAACAGUAAAAAUCAGUGGCAACCAUAUGAGUUUUAUGAAAAUUCACUGUUUCAAAAUUUUCAUAAGAUUUUGAAGAAUAAAAAUGUAUUGAUCGUUUUUGCCAAUUUCUGCCAAAUAAAACUCUAUCACAAAAAAGUUCUAAUCUUUCAGGUAACAGUAAAAAGCAGUGAACCAACCGGUGAUGUAAUAUUAGAUGAAGCACUUCGCCACAUGAAAGAAACAAAUCCACCAGAAACCGUCACAAGUUGGAUUGAAUAUUUGUCGGGAGAAACUUGGAAUCCGCUCAAAUUGCGCUAUCAAUUGAGAAAUGUUCGAGAAAGACUCGCCAAAAAUUUGGUUGAAAAAGGCGUUUUGACGACGGACAAACAGAACUUUUUGUUGUUUGAAAUUACGACACAUCCAUUGUCGGAUGGUAAUCAGAAGACCAAAUUGAUCAAGGUAGGAGGGUGUUUGGGGAGUAAAGUAUGUAUGGAAGUUAUGAAGAAAUUCACUGUUUCAAUGUUUAAAUAUGAGUUUUGAAGUGAUUUUUCAGAUGUUAAGAAUAUUUAUUUCAAAGUUAUCAAUUUGUUAAAAAAUCUAAUAAUUUUCACUUAUUUUUAUUUUACAAGAAUUUACUGUUUCAAAUUUUUUAUAUUGUUCAAAAAGGAAAAAAAAAUCUGAUACAUUUAUAAUUUUUAUAGGUUAAAAAAUCACUGUUUCAAAAAUUUUAAAUAUUUUUUGAAAUGAUUUUCAUGAUAGUCCGAUUUCUAUGAUGAACCAACCCAAAAAUGUGAUCUCAUAAACAUCACUGUUUCAAAAUGUUAGGUUAAAAUGAAUAAUUUUCACUAAAUGAACCUAUUAUUAAGUUUGCGAAAAUUUACUGUUUCAAAGUUUGUAUGUAGUUUUUGAAGUGAUUUCUAAGAUAGUUGGUCAAUUUUUUUCAGUUUGAAUUCACAGAACUUUUUCUGAAAAAAAUCCACUGAAACUUUGUUCAGAUACUUUCAACUUGAAAAAGGAGAAAUCUGACAUUUCUGAAUUCGAAAUCAUAGAUAUUUGGUCUUAUUCUGAUUUUUUCAGUCAAACAUGAAAUUUGUCAUGGUUUUGUCACUGUGAAUGUUUCAAAGUUAUUAAUUUGUUGAAAAACUGUCAAUUUUCACCAGAUGAACUUAUUAUUCAGUUCACGAAAAUUCACUGUUUCAAAAUCUAUGUAUAGUUUGUAAAGUAACUUUUCACAUAGUUAAGCCAACUGGUCAUCUAAUAAAUUUAAUUGUUUCAACAAAAUCUAUAUAAUUUUUAGAACCUUUUAAUCCUGAAUUUAUAAUUUUACAGAAAUUCACUGUUUCAAAGUGUUUAUGAAGUUUUUCGCGAUUUUUUGGUUGUAUGUACACUUUUUUCUUAUACAUUGUUAAAAAAACUACUGUUUCAGAAAUUUUAUAACUUUCUGAGAUUGUAGAAUUCAAAGAUAAUAUAAGAGGACUUUAAUUUCAUCAGGCAAAUUUUUUAUAUAGUUUGCAGAAAAAAACAGUAUAUUUAUGUACAAGCAAAAUUUAUUUUUCAAUUUUCACAAAAAAACAUAAAAUAAUAUUACAUUUUUCAAAAAUGUAAAAAAUAAUUGGAAAACAAAAAAUCAUAUUGGAAAAAAUGUACAUAAUUCAAGAUCCUCCAAAAAAAUGUACAAAAAUAAAAAAAAUUGGGCAAAAGUGUACAUUUUGAAAAAAAAUAAAAUAGAACAAAUUUUCACGUGAACAUUGUCAAAUGUACUGUUUUUCCGGUUUUCUCUUAUUUUGUACCUUUUCCAGCAGACAUUUUUUUCGAUAAUUCUUGUAGUUUUUGUCGAUUUUAUCAAUCCAUCGUAGGGCUAUCGAUUUGCUAGCGAAUAUCGAGUAAAUGCUGUUGAUGAUUCAUCCUCAAAAUUAGUUUUGGGGUGAUUUGGACCGAUUUAUUUGUUUUCGCAACAAUCAUUCUUCGGAUUCUUUUGAAAAAAGACGCUGUAAAAUGGAAAUUUCUCGUGAGAAACAAAAUUAUUGAUAAAACUAACCUCAACAAGAUCAAAAGGAAAUAAUCCAUGUGAAAAAUAAGAAAAAGAAUUCGAAAUAAAACUGAAAAUGCAGUCCACGUCAUAUUAAUUUUUCACGUAAAAUUAAAUGACCUCAUCAUUCCAGCUCAUUUUUAUUUCAUUUCAAAAAAUUUAUCAUUUAUUUUUCACAUUUUUGGGGAGUUUUGAUCUUGUUGGAGUGAGUUUUCUUGCAUAAUUGUUUCAUUAUGAGACAUUCACAUAUUACAGAUUGUAUUUUCAAAAUUUCCCAAUCACUGACAUGAGUGUCAGAAUAAAGAAAUCAAACUCUUUUGAAUAGAAACUGGAAACCUUAUUUUUGUCAGCAGCAUUUACUCGAGAUUAUCUAGCAAAGUCAUUUGAUGGAUUGAUUGAAGCGACGAAAAGUACAAGAAACACCGGAAAAAAUGUCUGCUGGAAAAUGUACAAAAUAAGAGAAAACCGGAAAAACAGUACAUUUUACAAUGUUCACGUGAAAAAAUUGCUCUAUUUUACUUUUUUCGAAAUGUACACUUUUGCCCAAUUUUUCUAUUCUCGUACAUUUUUUUUCGCAAAAUGUACAAAAUUCAGAAAAAUCUUGAGUUAUGUACAUUUCAUAAAAUAACGCUUUUUGUUUUUUGAAUAAAUAUUUUUAUAUUAUUUUGUGAGGACUGAAAUCUGUACAAUGAAUCUGAUUCAUAUUGUUUUGUACAAUAUUGUUGAAUGAAAUAAAAAAAAUGGAAAUUUUUGUGAAAGUACAAAAAUUUAUCCAAAAUUAUUUUUAUAUUUGGAAAUAAUUUGCCUGAUGAAAUUAAAGUCCUCUUAUAUACUGUUGUCAAAUCUAAUUAAACCAGAAAAAUAAUUAGUAAGAACUGAUUAAUUAAUAAAAACAGUAGUGAAAAAUUCACUGUUUCAAAGUAUUCAUAAGAUUGUAGGAAAUAAAAGCGCAUCGAUUCUUACAUAUUUGCUUCAAAUUUCUCAAAAUUUCUGUAUUUUUUGCAGGAAGUUCAAGAAGUUGUAUUGGGAAGAUGGACAAAUGAUGUGCACCGAAUGGAUAAGAAAAUGUUGUCAUUGAUUGUUUUGGCACACGCUAGUGAUGUUUUGGAAAAUGCAUUUGCGCCAUUGAAUGAUCAGGAUUACGAGGUGAGAGAUUUUCUGUUUGGGAAAAAAUUUUUGGUUGAAAAUUAUUUAAAAAUACAUAUUUUCCACAGUUUCCUAACAAGCUACUAAAUUCUUGUGAAAUUUGAACUGUGAUCAAGAUCAAGCGAAGUAUUAAUUGAACAUGUGAAGUUUUGAAACAGUGAAUUUUUUCAAUUUUUUUUUCACAUGAAAGCGGAAAUUGUAUUAGUUUUCCAAGAUUUCAUAGAAAUUAAUGGUUUUAUAGUGAAACAGUAGAUUUUUUCAUUUUUGAAAAUUUUAACUGUUUCAAAAAAUUGUGAAAGUUUUUGUUUUCCAAAAUCAAUUGCUUGAAUCUUACCUGCUUUAAAAAAAUGUUCUUUAAAAUUCGACAAAAGAUUUAUUUUUCCUGAACUAAAAUUUUCACUGUUUCAAAAAAAUUGUAUCAAAACAAUUUUUCUUGAAAUUUUGAUAAGAAAUUGAUAAGACCAAGAUCAAAAAUAUAUAACAACAAAAAAUAUCCCAAAAAAUGUUGCAGAUUGCAAUGAAACGUGUACGAACAUUAUUGGAAUUACAAUACGACGAACAAGCUGAAAAGAAGGGUAACGAUGUGAUGUGGGCUGUUUUUGAGGCAUUUAGCAAGUGAGUUUGGCUUGGGCUGGACUUUGGUGUGCCUGAAAUUAGGAUGAGCCUAGAUUUAGAAGAAAUAGGGCCUUUUUUGAUAGGCUAUUGUUUGAAAACCCUGAAUUUAGGAUGAGCCUGAAACGUCUUUUUAAAAUUUAGGCUUGGCAUAAAUUUAGGCUGGUGAAAAAUUAAGUUAAGAAAAAUUUAGACCUGUUAAAAUUGAGGCUUGUAAAAAUUUAGGUUCUGAAAAAUUCAGACUUGUCAAAAAUUUAGACUAGGGAACAUUUUAAGCUUGUCAAAAAUUUAGGCUAAAAAAAUUCAGGUUUGGAAAAAUAUAGGCUCAGAAAAUUUAAGGCUUGUUAAAAAUUAAGGCUCGGUAAAUUUAGGUUUGUUAAAAAUUUAGGCUUGUCAAGAAUUGAGGCUUGAAAAAAAUUAUGCUUGACAAAGUUCAGGCUCCUGAUAAUUUAGGCCUGCCUGAAUGUAUAGCUAGAUCCACCUUCCCAAAAUCUGCCUUUGAAAUUAAUUUUGAGUUCCAAAAAAUUGUACCAAGUUUUUCUUCCUGAGAAUUUAAAAAAAUUGUUUUUUCUACCCUUUUCAACCCAAUUUUUUUCAGAUAA
Molecule: messenger RNA, 6272 nt
Organism: Caenorhabditis angaria
Lineage: Eukaryota; Metazoa; Nematoda; Chromadorea; Rhabditida; Rhabditidae
Source: the annotation of a GenBank genome assembly